This is a messenger RNA of Humulus lupulus (European hop), 1210 nucleotides long. Its product is annotated as carbonic anhydrase 2-like. The transcript has 10 exons. Lineage: Eukaryota; Viridiplantae; Streptophyta; Magnoliopsida; Rosales; Cannabaceae. Gene Ontology annotation, biological process: carbon utilization. The coding region runs from base 15 to 1022 and encodes 335 amino acids. The record is from RefSeq and is a predicted model, not a curated record. Gene Ontology annotation, molecular function: zinc ion binding; carbonate dehydratase activity.
UUGUAGAUUGCACAAUGUCGUCUGCCGCUUCUAUCCACAGCUGGUGCCUCACCCCCACUACUACUGUCUCUCCUUCUCUCAGAAAAGCCACAUUACGUCCCUCUGCUUUCGCCAGGCUCGGCUCUUCUCCUUCUUCUCCUCCUCCUAGUCUCAUCCAACACAAGCCCGUUUUCGCUGCUCCAUCUCCCAUCAUCACCCCAACUUGGAACGAAGACAUGGGAAAGGAUUACGAGGAGGCCAUUGCAGCUCUUCAAAAGCUUCUCAGUGAGAAAGGAGACUUGAAACCUACAGCAGCUUCGAAAGUAGAGCAGAUAACAGCGGAGUUACAGACCCCAGAUGGCAAACCAUCAGAAUUUGAUGCAGUUGAGAGGAUCAAGACUGGCUUUAUUCACUUCAAGAAAGAGAAAUAUGAAACAAACCCAGCUCUGUACUCUGAACUUGCCAAGGGCCAAAGCCCCAAGUUUAUGGUAUUUGCUUGCUCCGACUCUCGGGUUUGCCCAUCGCAUGUUCUAGAUUUCCAGCCAGGAGAGGCUUUUGUGGUUCGUAAUGUUGCUAACAUGGUCCCACCAUACGACCAGACCAAGUACGCUGGAACUGGAUCUGCUAUUGAGUACGCUGUUCUGCAUCUUAAGGUGAGUUACAUUGUAGUGAUCGGUCACAGUGCUUGUGGUGGGAUUAAGGGGCUUAUGUCUAUCCCAGAAGAUGGAACUACCUCCACGGACUUCAUAGAAGACUGGGUUAAAAUCUGCUUGCCUGCUAGGAACAAGGUGAAAUCAGCCUUGGGCAAUGCAUCUCUCCCAGAACUCUGUGGAAGCUGUGAAAAGGAGGCAGUGAACACAUCCCUUGGAAACCUUCUAACCUAUCCUUAUGUAAGAGAUGGUUUGGUGAACAAAACUCUUGGAUUGAAGGGAGGUUACUAUGACUUUGUUAAAGGAACAUUUGAGCUUUGGGGACUUGACUUUGGCCUUUCUCCUUCUGUCUCCGUUAAGGAUGUGGCCACCAUACUUCAUUGGAAGCUCUAGGGACAUGGUUAGAUCGGUCAUCCCUUCCCUGCCAAGAAGAGGCUCUCUUUUAAUUUAUCUCACAUUAUAAUGUGAUGAUGACUUAAACUUAAAGUGGGUUUUGUAACCAAAUUAAUAAGCCUCUGUUUUGAGAGUUGGGUGUAAAUUUUUUUCCUCCCAAUGAGUUCCUUUACAUAUUUUCAUCUUUA